Neolamprologus brichardi is the source of this 2863-nucleotide messenger RNA. It is a transcript of the gene lmf2a, whose product is annotated as lipase maturation factor 2a. NCBI's taxonomy places the organism in Eukaryota, Metazoa, Chordata, Actinopteri, Cichliformes, Cichlidae. Gene Ontology annotation, biological process: protein maturation. The record is from RefSeq and is a predicted model, not a curated record. Gene Ontology annotation, cellular component: endoplasmic reticulum membrane.
CGUAAACAGCUCGUUUCUACGUGUCCCCCAGCUACGUGAAAUCCCGCUCCCAGCUUCCACAGGAGUAGCAGCGAUAGGUGCAGGGGUGAAAAAGCAGAACGGGAGUAGGUCAAAAAUGGGGGAAGUUGUUCUGCCACGGCGCAUGUUCCUCUGGUGCAUGGCGGUCAUCUACUUGACUGCUUUUGUUUCCCUCUACGUGCAGAUACCAGGUCUGUAUGGAAAUGAGGGGCUGCUCCCUGCCCGCUGGCAGUUGCGAUACAGCGGGAAGCCUCUGGUGGAGCAGCUGCUCUCCUCUCCCACGCUGUUGUGGCUGGGACCUCGGCUUGGCCUGGACACUCACACUGCCAUGGAGCUGCUGUGUCUUAUCGGUGCGGCACUGAGCCUUGCUGCCACGCUGGUGGAGGCUUUUCGAGACAGCGUGGUGUUCUUCUGCCUCUGGGUCUUGUACCUGUCUAUGUAUGAGGUAGGCCAGGUUUUCCUCUACUUCCAGUGGGACAACCUGCUCCUAGAGACGGGGUUCCUCUGUAUCCUUGUUGCUCCCCUGACUUUAAUCAGAGGGUCACGAGGGGUCAGAGAGCACGAUCGUGUCACCUUCUGGCUUACUCGCUGGCUGCUCUUCAGACUCAUGUUUGCAUCCGGGGUGGUGAAGCUAACCUCACGUUGUCCCACCUGGUGGGGCCUUACAGCCCUCACGUAUCACUACGAGACUCAGUGUAUCCCAACCCCUCUGGCCUGGUUUGCCCACCAGUUGCCGGUGUGCUGGCAGAAGCUGAGCAUGGUGGGAGCCUUCGUUAUCGAGAUCGCUGUUCCGUUCCUGUUCUUCAGUCCACUGCGGAGGCUCCGACUUGGAGCUUUUUACUUGCAGGUGCUGCUUCAAGUCUUCAUCAUUUUGUCUGGCAACUACAACUUCUUCAACCUGCUCACUGUGACCCUCUGUCUGUCACUUCUGGAUGAUCGCCAUGUCUACUUCUGGCUGCGCAAGACAUACAAGACUGAUAACGGGAAUGAUGACUCAAAGCUGUGGUCGUGGCUGUGUUACCUGUUGGAGCUGGUGGUCUGGGCUCUGCUGAUUGUUGGAACAAUCAUCUGCUUUGACCUGCAGCUGGAUACAGCUAAGAAAGGCAUCUCCUCGCGGACAGCAUUUACAUACCACCAGUUUAACCUGUUUCUGAAGACCGUCACUAUUCCCUGUAUCUGGAUCGGUGUCCUCUCACUCACCUGGGAGAUGGUUACCUCUCUCUUCAGGUGUGCGUGUGUGUCUGGUUUCUUUAAGAGGUUUUGGGGAACGGUCCAGUGGACGGUGUUCGCGGGGGCUGCAGCUUCAAUGUUUGCUGUCAGUCUGGUGCCGUUUACCUUCAUAGAGUACGAUUCCAACUCCAGGUUGUGGCCAGGAGUGCGCCAAGCCUAUGAGAUGGUUGAUCGCUAUCAGGUAGUCAACUCGUACGGUUUGUUCAGAAGGAUGACCGGAGUUGGCGGGCGACCCGAGGUUGUCAUUGAGGGAAGCAGUGAUGGGGUCACAUGGACGGAGAUUGAGUUCAUGUAUAAGCCAGGGAAUCUGAGUGCAUCUCCUCCUGUGCUGACACCCCAUCAGCCCAGGCUGGACUGGCAAAUGUGGUUUGCUGCUCUUGGGCCCAAUACGCAAUCUCCAUGGUUCACCAGCCUGAUGUACAGACUCCUGCAAGGAAAACGAGACGUUAUUGAGCUGAUUCAGUCGGAUGUAUCCCAGUAUCCAUUUCACCAGCAGCCGCCUGCCUACCUGCGAGCUCACCGCUACAGAUACUGGUUUACCGAAUCAAAGGCUGACGGCUCUUUCCCAGAGCGCUGGUGGAGGAGGGUCUAUGAUGAGGAGUUCUAUCCCAUAGUGCAUCUGGGAAACAGUUUCCUAGAAGGCAUGCUCAACCAAUAUGGACUUAAGGACAAGUCUCCUCCGCGCCGUUUGUCCAACACCACUGUUGCCCAAGCGGUGAGGUGGGUGCGCUCUCAGGUCAGAGGUCUCCCUGCGCACACACUCAUCUGGACCCUGAUUGCCUGCAGUGCCACCUUCUGUCUACUUCAGGGAUUGCGACAUAAAAACAAAGAUGCAGAGAAGCCUUUAAACGCUCACAAGGCCACAGCGACCGAUCGUACUGAAAAUGCGGCCGACGGCUCUUCUUCAGACCAUCAUGAGAAGUCUGAUGAACAGCAGGCAGAUGAGGAGGAGGAUGACAAAGAAGCAGACAGUGAAGACGAGGUGGAAGAGGAGGGAGAAGAGGAGAACGAAGUUGAUGAAGAAGAUGAGGACGAAGAAAGGAUAGAAAAAAGAUGAGGGCCUUGAAAAAGGUGCUGGUAAUCCAUCGUAGACUGUUAUCACGUCUGCCUUUAUAAAAUGUUACCAAGAUGACCAAAGAAGAUGUUUUCUGUAUUUUUGUGUGUCCCGAUCAGCCACUCGUUAACAACAUGCCUGCUUUGUUUCACCAACACUUCACUGUACCUCUCUGUAUUUCUGCUUCAUCACUUUGCAGAAGUUUUUUAAACAUUUUAAUGCCUUCCUUGUCAGUUCUGACAUAUACAGCUGAACACCUGGAGAAGACCAGUUAAAAAAAAACCCAAACAAAUCAUGUAGAAUGAAACGAAACAAUGAUGUGGGCUCUGGUUUGUGUAGCGUUGACGCUACUGUUCGGCACAGUUUGUCUCCGGCCUCUGUUGUUUGCAUCUUGCUGUAUGUACAGAACUAAUCACACAAGCACUUUUCCCCUUUUCUACAAACAUAUGUGUGUUUUGGGUUUUGUUUUUGUUUAAGAUUUCAAAUUAAACACAUGGAACACUAUAGUGUUUUGAAUUUUUUAUAUAUAUAUGUAACAGUACAAUAAAAGCGAAAUUUUGA